AUAAUUGUUAUAUCUUAUCUAGGGAUAUCUGCUGGGGAUGAGAUAUAAUAUUGGGUCGAUUUUAUCAAUAUUAUAUCUGUAAGAAUAAUUAUCGGCUUGUUCUCCAAUAACCUGAUAACGCAAUGCCUGAGUUAAUGAUGUGUGCCCUAAAAAAAGUUUUGGGGAUAAACGGCUGUAUAUUAAAAUUAAAGUCACUAGAUGGCAGUGUUGCGGCUCAUUUACUAAAUCUCAUACUCAUACAGUGAUUUGUACAAAUAAAUAAAUAAAUAUUAGCAUAUAUCAGUAUUGGAAAUUAAGUUUUUGGACAAUAACGGCACAUUGGAUAUAUUAAAAAGUUAAUAUCGGACAUCCCUAAUCUUAUCUUAUAGUGUUUUUAGGAAACAACACUAUACUUAUUUUGUUUUGCUGCCUGUGGUUUUAUCAAAAGCAUAAUUAUAAAUGAAUUAAGAAUUAAAUCUAUCUUCAUCUUGUUGCCUCUCUGCCUCCAUUCAACCACUUAAUAAAAACCAGAAAGAUUUGCCUCCAGCUUUAAGCGUAUACUUCUUUCUUGUAAAUAACCUUCGCUUGUGCAUUGUGGGAAAUCAUGUGUGUCACAGUUACUUACUUAUAACGACAGUGGGCCCUUUUUUUGAAGGCAGACUUGUUGAAGUCACAUGGCCUGAAUGGAAAACACUCAGCAGCAGCCACAAGAUCACAAGGAGGUGCAGAAAGAACUGGUUCAACAAAGAUGAUUUUUGAAGUGAGUCAAGGAUCAAUGUGGAUAAUCUGCACAUUAGUGAUGCCCUUUUAUUCUCAACCAUGUCCCAAUUGCACAAAUAGUUCUUUUUGGCCUGACUUUAUUGGAUUUAGUCAUUAAAAUGUUUGAAUUAAAUAAUGUUCCUUCCAUAUAAGGGGCGUGUUGUUACAUCAAAUCUUACAUCAACAAGUGUUUAUCAUCCCAUAACCCGCCCCAGUCCUCCGUGUCAUCUUUCUCCCUCCCUGUGUUGGAUGUUCAUGCUUUUUGCUCAGUAACUCCCUUGUUCGCCAGAGCAUCCUUGUCACUGCUUAAUGCCUGACUGGAGACAGUACUCACCAGCACCUAGUUUGUAUAGAGUAGAAGAAGAGUCUUUACUUUAUUGGCAUUAAGAUGGAGGAGAGCUGCAGUGAGAGAAAAAGGUCGGCGUGUCUGUAACUGGGCAUUUCUGGCGUAUUGUAUCUGAUUGUAGGAAGUCCUGUUGAUCCGGGGAUUCUCAUUAAUACCUCCACUGUGAAGGGCUGUUUUCCUGUAUGCUGAAACUUGAGAGAGGCGAGUGGUUAUCUGAGCUCUGCAGCGAUGGCUGUCCGCAGGCCAGCUGCCCACCUACAAAGAGCUCCAGGCUGGAGGAGAUCAGGGGAUGAGUCCUGCUGGGAGAGCUUCACAUCAGAGCGGGAGCUUUUGCCCCACUUCUCUGUCCCCUCACACUCGCGGCGACCACAGAGCGCCAUUGAAGGAGCUCAGCUGGACAGCUGGAUAGAACAGCUACAGGUGAUGCAAGUUGACCCCCACAGAACUCAUUAUUAUGGCUCUGGACUCUCUUCUCGCACGACAUCCAUGACAACGCUCAACAGUGAGCAGGCAAUGGGACGAACCUGGGGGCAUGAAGGAGUUCCUCCAAGGAGAAGAGGUUCAUCUCCAGGUCAGACGUUUUGCGGGAGCUCUUUUGGCAGCCAGGAGUCCCUCCAAACCGGUGUUUAUUCUCCUUGGAGACGCAGAGGAAGCUGUGAGACAGUGCAUUUAACAGACACCCCAAGGAAGGAGCAGGCCCAACUCUGCCUCACACCUGUAACCAUUGGAUGGCUGCCAGUUCAAAGAAAAGUGACGAUGGCACCUGAUUCCUGCAAACUGAGGCAGUUUCCAGACCAAUCUGUCAGCCAGGUCAAACUGAAGCAACCCAUCACUCCGACAUUUCUGCAGAGUCUUAAAGCACACGGUGGUGAGACUGAGGGAAGUCACAUCGGUUCCAGCGCUUCAGGUGCGAGGACGUUUCAGACAAAUAGUCCAGGCACUGCCCAGGGGACAGAAAAACAUCUCCGUUCCACUAACGGUGGGAGCAAAUCUGUGAGCUGGCAAGCUCUGAGAAGAGGUUGGAAUACUGUCAGGGAAUCAGCUUUCCCUGGAAACAGUCACUCCUCCAAGCUUUCCACAGGAAACUCCGAACCUAACAGGAAGUCCCGCCUAGAGACCGUCAAGUACACUCCAAUUCUUGGAACGGCACACACUGAGCCACACGCUCCGCUGCAAGGCCCCACCAGUCCAGAGGAAUGCGCACCCUAUAGUUUGCCAAGGAGAGGCAGCGUGCAGCCCGUGAGGGCGACAGCUUCAGUGCAAAUACAGACGACCUCCGCUGCGACGACGCUCAUCCCUCAGAACAAGGCCGGCUUUUCCUCCAUCACCAUAUCCUCCAGGAAAGUGACCAGAUCGGCCAGUCUGCCCAGUUCAGAUACCCACAAACACAUCCUCCAGUCCUUCAGGUCCUCUGCUUCUCCCCCACCCCCGGCCCCUCAGUCCAUGGAUUCAAACCCAAAGCCUGCUGGGGUGCAGAGGAAGGCCACCAUAGUCAAAGUCACAGAGCAAAGGCUGACGUCCAGCCCUGCUCUGGACAGACAGAGCCAAGCCCCAACACCGCUGCACAAGAACGAUGUGGACACGUCUGCACAAAAGAAGAAGGCCGCCAUCAUUAAAGUGACGGAGCAAAGGGAGAGCUACAGUCCGGCCAGGGGGGGCUAUGGGACGAGAAGACGCAGCUUCACAGAAGGGCUGCACAAAGACUCACACCUGACUGCAGCAUCUCCACUAUUUCACUUCUCUGACUCCGAGUGGACACGACUGAGCUCUUCCACCACAGAUCAGGAGUCAAACAGUGGCACUCUUCACAGAUCCACACUCAACCUCUUUGUGUGCCAACCCUCGGCCGCAGCAGCACCUGCUCCCCCUGAGGUUCCCCGGAAAGCUGUUGGGCCUCGACCGGACAGGCCACGGAGCUGCCACGACCACGUGUUUGGACACAGUGAGCCGAGCAAGGAGAAUGUGACACAAACAACUGCCAGAAAAUGGAGCUUUGGGCUUCAACCAGAGGCGGCCACCAACCCUGUGAACUCCAUCAUCCAGGGAGCGACUGUGAGAAAAGCAGGGCAGCCAGCAGCACACACUCUGACGCCGGGCAGAGGCGCGGAAGAAAGACUGCCGACAGCAGAGGAUGUGAAGAGGAGAGCGUCCCCGUCUCUGACUCUCCUCCCUGCUCCUGAUCCACACUCACACCAGUCUCCAGAGGAAGUGCUCGCACUCAACGCAGCUGCAGUCAUCGCAAAUAUCAAGCUCCAAAGACAACUCAGUAGAAAGGAAACACCAAACCGCGACUCCGCAAAGGAUUCCACGCCACCACUCCAGGGAAAUACUGUGAUGGAUGCACGGUUGAAGCCACGACCUGAUCACAACCCUGUCCAACACCAGAGCGUCCCCCACACUGCAUUUGUCCAGCCAGGUCCUGACCCUGACAGGUCACAUGAUGCACUUUCUUUACAGGAAGCGCUUGAAAAAUCCAGACCAGAUUUUAUUCGUCGUUCACAAAAUAGGGUGCAGGAGGUGGAGCAAAGAGCAAAGGACAGACGGGAGAGGGCCAGUUCAUCAGCCCCACAGACGGGUGUUAAUCACAGGCAGAGGAGACCCCACUGUGUCCCACCCACCUCUGUCACCGAUAACCCUGUCAAAGUGAGAGAACGAAUCAUUAGUGGGAAAAAGCUGCAUUCUGGUCCAAACCGCAAACGUGCAGAGACCAAGAGGAAAAAGGACGAGGAGAGGAAGAGGGAAGUGUGUUUGACCAACAGACAGAGACUGGAACUUUUUAAAAAGCCGUCCACUGUGAACUGUCUCAUUGUGCUGCUGAGAGUGAAAGACGUGUGUCCCCUGGUGAACAAAAGGUGUCUCUGUGGCAGAGGGACCUACAGUGCAGUGCCACCAUUCAGCCGAGCUGCAGCCAGAGCGGCUGUCCCCUCACAGCUGCUCCACCCACACUGCUGCUGGGGCCGAUAACACUGUUCCCAGUGAUGGCUCCACAACACAGCUGGACACCACAGCUCUGUGGCUGAGAGUUCUGCAGGCUCCAGGCUUUUAUAACACUUCUGUACUGGUCUGACAACUGCCACGGCCAUCAUGUGCAUGUGUGUGGGGGCUCCACAUAUGAUUGUUCAGUCUACAUGGACACCGAUAGUGGACAGCUGUGAGUGGGACAAAAGCAUAUGAGUGACAGUUUGCAGCCCAGUGUCCUAUCUCACUGGUCUCAGAUCCAAACACUGGCUCGGGUUUGAUCAACAGUAAAGGCUUGUGUUUGCAAAGUGCUCUGUACCAGAGUAGACAGACGGCACACAGAAAACUUAGACCUCUGCAUUUUACUAAUUCUAUUUUAUUUUUU
Molecule: messenger RNA, 4427 nt
Organism: Cynoglossus semilaevis (tongue sole)
Lineage: Eukaryota; Metazoa; Chordata; Actinopteri; Pleuronectiformes; Cynoglossidae
Gene: c8h10orf90
Product: chromosome 8 C10orf90 homolog
Exons: 11
Coding region: 1313-4048 (911 amino acids)
Biological process (GO): regulation of centriole replication
Cellular component (GO): centrosome; centriole; cytosol
Molecular function (GO): microtubule binding
Source: RefSeq, a predicted model, not a curated record